CAGAGAGCAAAACAGAAUGGUAGAGUUUCGAGACUAGACGCGAAGCACUUUCAGUGAUUGAGGCCAUAGCCACAUGGAUAGCUGUCAGAACGAGGCUGUGACCAUCACGAGAUUGACGAAAAAGGUGGAUUCCAAGCUGUCGAGCCCUGGUAGCGCCACACAAGCUUCCUCUUCUUCGCUCCACUUGGCCCCUUCUCCUUGGCGCCCAGCGAGGAGGUCUCAAUCUGAAUCGCAAUGACUCGAAUGUGUACUACCUAUGAGGUGGUUGUAAAGCUUGCAAAAUAAACAUAAAGCAUGAAACUGUGUAUAUGAAGUCUCUGUAUUUGAAGAUGACCAGCUUUGCCGUCAAGUUUUUUCUCGAGAGAGUUCGAAAUCAGUUGAUCAGGAGACUGGUUGUCUUUAAAGGUGCAGCGGUUCAUAUGCGAGAACUUUAGAGGUUUUGCUUCAAGGGUCGUUGACUUUGCUGCAGUAUUAGGUUUUCAAGGUCUGUGGACUGAAGGUAUUGAAGGUCAGUGCAAGUGCAGCAGACUCAUUGUUGUUGUGCUUCGGCAGGGAAGAGCUAGCAAUGGUCGAUUCCAAUAUGGGAAAGACUGGGAUGGACAGUGUAGACAAAAAUAAGCAGCUGGGGCGUCUUGCUACGAACAUCAUUCCACACAUAACCUGUACAAUUGCACAGCAACAGCAGCUGACUUUGAUAUAUACGCUCCGAAUGCAACUUUCGAGGAUCCCCUAAUGCAAGCUCACGGUGUGGCGCAGAUCAAGUCUGCUUUCUACGCUAUUCCCAAGGUUUUCAAGGAAGGCAGAAUCGUGGAGUAUACAGUAGAGGAGGAAGAAAAGACUCCUACUUCGGGAGAGAUCCGGCUCCAUAACUUGCAGCAUUACAAGGUCAUGUCCAAGCAUAUCGAAAUGCGCUCACUCAUAAAACUUCAGGUUGAAGGAGGAAAAGUAGUGAGGCAUGAGGACCUGUGGGACAAGAACCCAUUGUGGAAUCGAAACACGGUGAAGCUACCGCUGGUGGGGCGACUGGCAGAAACAUGGCGUAGGGGUAACAUGAUGGCCACCCAUGUCUGCAUGGGCUUCGGCAAGGAUCGCUAGCGACCUUCAGAAACCUGUAUGCGAGGGACUCGUACUAACUAGUGUCUAUGCGGCAGGCUCAUGCCAUUGUAAUGAUCGCACGAAGAUACACUGUUCAUCUUUUUCUUUGCGUUCA
This is a messenger RNA of Physcomitrium patens, 1210 nucleotides long. RefSeq lists its product as uncharacterized. The record is from RefSeq and is a predicted model, not a curated record. Lineage: Eukaryota; Viridiplantae; Streptophyta; Bryopsida; Funariales; Funariaceae.